Messenger RNA from Fukomys damarensis (Damara mole-rat), 2997 nucleotides. RefSeq names its product zinc finger CCHC-type containing 4 (gene Zcchc4). The transcript is spliced from 13 exons. The record is from RefSeq and is a predicted model, not a curated record. Gene Ontology annotation, cellular component: cytoplasm; nucleolus. Gene Ontology annotation, biological process: rRNA methylation. NCBI's taxonomy places the organism in Eukaryota, Metazoa, Chordata, Mammalia, Rodentia, Bathyergidae. Gene Ontology annotation, molecular function: rRNA (adenine-N6-)-methyltransferase activity; nucleic acid binding; zinc ion binding. Bases 21 to 1565 code for a protein of 514 amino acids.
UUUGGGACUGCGGCGGAAAGAUGGCGGCCCCCAGGAGCGGACAGGAGUCAGUGAAGGCAGAACCUAGCGCGGGGAGCCAGGGGAGCUCGGGAGUGGAGGUAGUUCUCCUUUCGGAUCCUGCCGCUCCAGCCCCGCUUUGCCCUCAUGAACUAGGACCUACCCUCCUGUUUGUAAAAGUGAGCCAGGGGAAGGAAGAAACACGGAGGUUUUAUGCCUGUUCAGCCUGUAGAGAUAGAAAAGACUGUAAUUUUUUUCAGUGGGAAGAUGAAAAGCUGUCGGGAGUGAGACUCGCCGCCCGGGAAGCUUAUAACCAAAGAUGUCGGCCUCCCCUCUCCCGACUGCAGUGUGUGCAAAGGUACUUGAGGUUCACGGAGUUGCCUUUGACUCAGAGAAAGUUCUGUCAGAGCUGUCAGCAGUUGCUGCUACCAGAUGAGUGGGGGGAGCACCGAGAGCAUCAGGUGGUGGGGGACAUUGCUAUCACCCAGUUAAGAAGACCCAGCCAGCUCCUUUACCCACUGGAAAACAAGAAGACAAAUGCCCAGUAUCUGUUUGCAGAUAGGACCUGUCACUUCUUGGUUGGCCUCCUCCCUGCCCUGGGCUUCAGAAGGGUACUAUGUGUUGGUACACCAAGGUUGCACGAGCUGAUCAGGUUGACAGCAUCUGGUGACAAGAAGUCUAACCUUAAAAGCCUUUUAUUGGAUAUUGAUUUUCGGUAUUCGCAGUUUUAUAUGGAGGAUGGCUUUUGCCGCUAUAACAUGUUUAACCACCAUUUCUUUGAUGGAAAGCCCGCCCUUGAAGUGUGCAGAGCAUUUCUACAGGAGGAGAGCGGUGAAGGAGUCAUUAUGGUGACAGACCCUCCUUUCGGGGGCUUGGUUGAACCCCUGGCUAUUACAUUCAAGAAGUUAAUCACUCUGUGGAAAGAAGGUCAAGGCCAAGAUGACAGUCACCAAGAAAUGCCCAUUUUCUGGAUUUUCCCCUACUUUUUUGAGGCCAGAAUUUGUCAGUUUUUUCCAAGCUUCUCCAUGCUGGAUUACCAGGUAGAUUAUGAUAACCAUGCACUUUAUAAACAUGGAAAGACCGGUCGAAAACAGUCUCCUGUGCGUAUAUUUACCAACAUUCCACCCAACAAAAUAAUCCUUCCUACUGAAGAAGGAUACAGAUUUUGCCCUCUGUGUCAACGGUAUGUUUCUCUUGAAAAUCAACACUGUGAACACUGUAAUUCUUGCACAUCCAAGGAUGGCAGGAAAUGGAAGCACUGCUUUCUCUGCAAAAAGUGUGUAAAGCCUUCCUGGAUCCACUGUAGCAUUUGCAGUCGAUGUACUGUUGCAGAUCAUUCUUGUGAGGGCCCCAAAGACGGCUGCUUUAUCUGUGGUGAAUUGGGCCACAAACGCAGUUCCUGCUCUAACAUUGGCACCCCAAAGAAAGCCAGAGCUGUCAGAAACCAGAAGCAAAGAAAACGUAGUAAGAUGAAAAUGGAGACCACUAAAGGACAAUCCAUGAAUCAUACAUCUGUUACAAGGAAAAAGAAGAAGAGGGAAAGAGCCCAUCAAUAUCUCUGCUCUUAAAUGUCCAGUGACUUGAGAAUAAGGAAGAUUUAUAGUCCAACCUUUGAUGCCAUUUUCUGCAAGUGCCACGCUGGACUUAAAGUCAGUUGCUUUCCUAGGUGGUGCCCCUUCCUAAGCUCAGCAACAGGCAGGUGGCAUUUGCUCAUUUGUAGUCCCCUCCUCUGCCUCUCUAGAGAGUGGGAAUUUUCUUCAUCAGCUGGUUUACCAGCUCUUUCUGCAGGCUUUUUAUCAUUCUCCUUAAGUCUGUCCCAGUCUUACUACCUUGGCUUCUUUUGUCUGAAAAAUGGGCAUAGAUAGCACUUUCAUUUGCAAUGUCAGAAGAAAACGAAAAUGGCAACCUAUGAAGUUUGUUCACAUUGAACACAAAAAUAUGUUAAUUUUAGAUACGAAGACAUUUUGUUAAAUACUAAGCAAUGCUUUAAACCCCUCUUGCCUUCAAAGACUACAAUCAACAAUUCUUCCUAGAUUGAAUCUAAAGGCAGUGGAAAGAAUUUUUACAAAGGCCCUCUAAAGAUAGAUAAAUUGUAGUUAUAUUAUAUUAAAUAUUUAUUUUUGCAGUUCUUAUUGCCGUUGCCCUCUUGCUUGUAUAGAAUCCCUAAAUGUCGGAUGGAUGAGACAGCAAGUUAGGACUUGCUCCGUUAUCUUCAAAUCCAUGCUGUAAUUUCGUCUGUAAAAAUGAGUUGGUGACAGAAGCAGGAUAGUGUCUGAAAUUCUGUCCUGACAAACAAGUCGUGGCCGCAUUGCCUUGGCCAACUCACUUCUUGUCUAGAAGCCCCGUUUCUCCACUGCUGUGAUGAGAGUGCAUCACAGCUACACUCAGGUCUGUUUGGAUCUAAAUGAGAUGCACUGCCUGGCUCCUAGCUCUUCUGUGUCCUGGCUGGUGAGUCCUGUUGGCAGGGAAACACUGGCCCAGGCCUCUUGGUCAGGAGCACAGCACCAAACAGAGUGGUUUGAAUUCCAAGACAAGCCCUGUACCUCCCGUUUCUCUGCCAGGUAGCUGACCUUGUCUCCUUAGGACUGAAUAGUUUUGAAGGACUUGAAUUUGCAUAAUAGCUUUCUCUUGUUCCCAAACAACUGCUGUAGAGCCAACGUGGAGGUGUCUUUCUGCUUGGGGUUAGCUGGAGCUCUGCGAGUGUUGCCCCCUAUCUGGCAUUUAAAUUUCAGGUGAGCUGGGGCUAUUUGAUAAUGUGAUCCAGAACACAUGGGCCAGAUAAUUAGGGGUGUGUUGUAUAUUAGGCAAUAUCAAAAGAUUAAUUAAGCUCUGAGGCUUGUAAUAAAAAUCAGAAAAUGACACAGAAUACUGAAGGAUGGCCCAGAUCAGCAGGGCCAUGGUGUACAUCUGGUGACAUCAAAGGUGAAGUAAACUCUUGAGUCUUAAAAAUAAAAAAAUGGGGCCGGGGAUUUAGCUCAGUGGUUCUGCUGCCUGCCUCAC